Leucoraja erinaceus (little skate) is the source of this 1327-nucleotide messenger RNA. RefSeq names its product ubiquitin-conjugating enzyme E2E 3 (UBC4/5 homolog, yeast) (gene ube2e3). NCBI's taxonomy places the organism in Eukaryota, Metazoa, Chordata, Chondrichthyes, Rajiformes, Rajidae. Gene Ontology annotation, cellular component: nucleus. Bases 150 to 791 code for a protein of 213 amino acids. Gene Ontology annotation, molecular function: ubiquitin conjugating enzyme activity. The record is from RefSeq and is a predicted model, not a curated record. The transcript has 6 exons. Gene Ontology annotation, biological process: protein polyubiquitination.
AUCCUGUAAUGUUAAAAUCCCCAGCAGUGCCACCUUACACAACAAAACCUCGUUGUGCAGGAGAGAGAUUUCUCUCUCCACUUCCCUCCCCCAUACAAAUACAACUUGGUUUUUUUUGUGCUAAGGAUAUACUUUAUAUUUCUUAAAUAAUGCUUCUAAUUUCCGUCGAUGGUAAAAUGUCCAGCGACAGACAGAGGUCUGACGACGAGAGUCCGAGUACGAGCAGUGGGAGCUCGGAUGCCGACCAGCGUGACAACCCGCAGGAGGAGAGGAAAGAGCCAUCCUCACAGCAACAGCCGAAAAAGAAAGACCCCAAGGUAUCCAGCAAAACAACAGCAAAACUCUCCACCAGCGCUAAAAGAAUUCAAAAGGAACUGGCUGAAAUCACACUGGAUCCGCCCCCGAACUGCAGUGCUGGUCCGAAAGGCGACAAUAUAUAUGAGUGGCGAUCUACCAUAUUAGGUCCUCCUGGUUCAGUUUAUGAAGGAGGAGUUUUUUUUCUGGACAUCACUUUCUCAUCUGAUUAUCCAUUCAAACCACCAAAGGUAACAUUCCGGACCAGAAUCUAUCACUGCAAUAUCAAUAGUCAGGGAGUAAUCUGUCUGGAUAUUCUGAAAGACAACUGGAGUCCAGCUCUGACCAUUUCAAAAGUUUUACUUUCUAUUUGCUCACUUCUGACAGACUGUAACCCAGCGGAUCCUCUAGUUGGGAGCAUAGCAACCCAAUAUUUGACCAACAGAGCAGAACAUGACAGGAUAGCCAGACAGUGGACCAAGAGAUAUGCUACAUAAAUUACAUCGCGUCCUGUGCUGUGAAAAGGAGCAGGAGGCAUUAUUUACAAUGUGCAACAAUUCUUUAUAGCCUUUACAAUACAGACUUCUGUGUAUAUGUUAUACUGAUUCUAAUCUCUGCUUUUAUCUUUUGAAGAAUGGGACAAGACCCUAUAAAAGGUAAAUGCUAUUGAAGUAGAUCUUUGUAGCAGUAGAUUAGUUAUGUUUAAAUGCCUACUUGCAAGUCUGCUUCUUUGGGAUAUGAAAAUGUAUUUUGUGAUGUAAUAAGGAAACUGUUCCUCAAGUCAACCAAAUAUUAUGGUGCAUUUUAGCCUAAUCCAUUAUCUGUAUGAAAUCUAUUAUAGCUGUAGAUUAUUAGAAUUUUGGCAUUCGUAUUAGACUCAGUUCCAUUUCUGAUCAUGUGGUACAUGCUGUUGUGAAUCCGUUUUACCUUUUGUCAAUUUGUAAUGAAGAGAUUUCAUUUAAAACUUUGUAGCUCUAAAUAAUGAGCAUCUGAUGUAUCAUCUCAAAACACAAUAAACUUGUUUCCGAGGUUA